UCAUCCAGUUUUCUUCGGGUUACAGAAAAACAGAGUUUCUGAAAAUGAGAUCGCCAUUGUUGACGCCUCUUCUGAUCUCUUUCUUUUUCCUGUUCUUUUCUUUCUCUCUUGCUCUCGUGCCUGCUAACGAGACCUUCAAGUUCGUCAAUGAAGGCGAGUUCGGUGAUUUCGCCGUCGAGUACGGCGGCACCUACAGAGUUCUCAGCAUCUUCAGAUUUCCAUUUCAGUUAGCUUUCUACAACACGACGCCGAACGCUUACACGCUCGCUCUUCGAAUUUCGAUUCGUCGCUCCGAAUCGGCGAUACGGUGGGUUUGGGAGGCCAAUCGCGGCCGUCCUGUGCGCGAAAAUGCUACAUUCUCUCUCUCCGCCAACGGAAACCUAGUUCUCGCUGAAGCCGACGGUACUGUUGUAUGGCAAUCGAACACAGCCAACAAAGGCGUUGUUGGAUUCGAAUUGCUUCCGAGUGGCAACAUGGUGUUGUUCGACUCCAAUGGCAAAUUCCUCUGGCAGAGCUUCGAUUCGCCGACGGACACACUCCUAGUCGGCCAAUCGCUCCGUCUCGGCGGGCCAAUGAAGCUAGUAAGCCGUGCAUCGGAGGAAAUGAACGUUAAUGGACCUUACAGCCUUGUAAUGGAACGAAAAGUCCUAUCUCUGUACUACAAAAGCCCUAACUCUCCAAAACCGAUGCGGUACUACUCAUCCACAGAUAUGCUCUCAGUCCGGAAAGGCGUUCUCGCAAAUAUCACACUAAACGCCGCCGUAGAUCCAGAUCAAGGAUUCGCCACCGAAUUAACACUGAACUACGAAGUCACCGGCUCGACUGAGAGCGGCGGUCCAAUUCUAACCCGGCCGAAGUACAACAGCACACUAACAUUCCUCCGAUUAGGAAUCGACGGCAACCUCCGCCUGAUCACAUACAACGACAAAGUCGAUUGGGGCCCGUCGGAGAUUUCGUUCACACUCUUCGAUAGGGAUUCAACUUGGGAGAACGAAUGCCAAUGGCCAGAGCGGUGCGGACAGUUCGGGUUGUGCGAGGACAACCAGUGCGUAGCCUGUCCAACAGAGAACGGACUGGCGGGAUGGAGCAAGAGCUGCGCGCCAAAGAAGGUAAGUUCCUGCGAUCCCAAAAGCUUCCAUUACUAUAAACUAGUCGGUGUGGAUCAUUUCUUGACAAAGUACAACAAAGGGGAAGGGCCAAUGGGACAGAAGGAGUGUGAGAAGAAGUGCAAUUUGGAUUGCAAAUGUUUGGGAUAUUUUUACCAAACCAAAGGGUCGCUUUGUUGGGUUGCAAAUGAGCUUAAAACUCUGAUAAAAGUGGCCAAUUCCACUCAUUUGGGCUUCAUCAAAACACCCAAUAAGUAGACAAAUGAUGAACAAAAUUAGGGUUCUAAGCUUUUUUAAGCUUCUAUUGCUAUGUAAUUUCUGAACAUUUGUGUGUUUUAAAUGAUUCAUGUUCAUGUUCACAUGUUCAUGUUUACGUGUGUAUUUUUCUUUUCUCAAGUGUAAUUUUGUAAUAAGAUCGGGCAACUUCAUCCUUUAUUAGGAUGAUAAAUUAGUA
Messenger RNA from Cucurbita pepo subsp. pepo (vegetable marrow), 1560 nucleotides. Its product is annotated as epidermis-specific secreted glycoprotein EP1. Lineage: Eukaryota; Viridiplantae; Streptophyta; Magnoliopsida; Cucurbitales; Cucurbitaceae. The record is from RefSeq and is a predicted model, not a curated record.